CACGGCAGCAGCAAGAGCAGCUAUCAAAGGCAGUUGUCAUCUCCCUCCUGGCUUGGAGCGUGCAUUCAAUCCAACAACGCACGCAACUGCAACCCUCCUCACUGCUGGCCAGCAGGGUGCAGGUGCCAAGUGAAAACCUCGGCCGAAGCACAAGACCGUUGGGUGCAGUCAGCGGUGGCGCCUCUGCUUCUGGGCUGUUUGUUAUGCACAUAGCCACUAGGCUGGCUGUAGCAUGUCCUAUCCAUUCACUGACUCCAAAGCCCAGCAGUCUUCCGUCUAUCCCUCGUACCCGUCUUAUCCAACCUACCCACAGGACGGCGGGGAGGACGGAUACGGUGGCAACUACAGCGACCACACCCGCUAUCCGACCAACGAGUCCGACCAAGCUGCGUACGCGAACCAAGCACAGCGCCUGCACCAGCGCAGCAACUCGCUCGUGAGCGACGCAGCUGGCACUGACGGUGACAUGCAUGGCGUGCAGGAAAAGGACAACGCUGGUGGCGUCCACGGCGCGGGAAAUAUGCACGCGAUGCGUGACCCUUCGUUCGCAUUCGGGCCGGGUGGUGUCGCAGCGCCCUUGGGGACCUACUCGGAGAAGAGCAUCUGGUCCAAGGAGGACAAGCGCGCGUUCCAGGAGCGAAGCCACUUCGCCAAAGUCUGCGGGCCCAUCUUUUGCGUUGUGAUCCUCGCUGCCAUCACCAUCAUCUCGGCAGUCUGUCUGGUGUUUGUCUUCGCUCGGCCACCAAACUUUGCGCUUGACGGAGCGACGGUCCCGGUGCCGUACGUAGAUGCCACCAACUCGGCCUUUGGCUUUAACACCACCAUCGACUUUUCUGUGUCCAACCCAAACUCGAUCUCGGCGACGGUCCAGCACCUCAGCGCUGUGAUCACCACAAAGAACGUGCCGAACGUGACGAUCGGUAAAGGCACGCUGAGCAACCAAAAGAUCGCCGCCAACACCAACACAACGAUCCACUUCCCGCUCAGCAUCUCGCUGUAUAACCCGACAGAGGACCCCAACAACGAGGCGCUGCAGAGCGUCGCCACGCAGUGCGGCUGGAAAAGUGGGAGCGGAAGCUCCUCCGGCACCGUCACUCUCAACAUCAAGGCAAACGGAAAGAUCUCCGUCCUCGGCAUCGGCAUCGCUAUACCCAUCUCAACGACCAUCAGCCCGGGAUGCCCUUCGCUAAGCGCCAUCGAGUCCGCGAUUGGCGCGCUCAGCGGCAAUUCCGACCUCAGCAAGAUUAUCGGACAGCUGCUCAGCGGCAGCGGGCGCCGCGCUUUGGCGCUCGCGAGCACCCGUGGCAGCACCACUUUCCGCAAAAUUGGUGCGUCCAGUUCGGCGACGUUGGCCAGCCCAGCGACGUUGCCGCACUGGUUUGUGAACCUAUUCCGGAAGGCUGACGUCAAGCUGAAGGGCUACCACGGCGGCGGAGGCGAGAGCCAGGCGCAGCCAGCGCCGGCGAAAGAGAGUAGCAAGCACCAACACCAACAGAAGAAGACAACGACUACUACGACAAAGAAGACCAACACCAAGUCGGUCCCCUGGUCUGCAGAGCAAUGGUGGGGGUGGCGCAAGCGCUCGGAUAUCGAGGCCGAGGACGCCCAGAUGCAGAAGCGGGAGCAAGUUGCCGCAGCAGCUGCUGCCGUUUGGGCGGACCAGGCGCACAGUGCGACGCUAUGAUACACGAAAGCAGCCUGGUGCAGGCUACUGCUGCUUUUGCCCCCUUGUUCACACCCGCCUCUUACCCUGCUCUGUUCUCUCGCUGUCUGUGUGCCAUGGACGAUCUCGCAAAAUGGACCAACAACGGACCCCUUGCAAUGAACUGACCCUUCCUCUUCGGACCGCUCCUGGGCCCGUUUCUAGAAGAACCACUGUAACAUAAUCCGCGUGCCGCCCUUUUCUGUAGCAUUUUCACACCCUCUACCCCCUUCUCGCUUUCUCAUACUCUGCCGGCAAGCACCGAGCAGAGCGUGACAAUGGAAUAGCAUGCUUUCAAAGUG
Messenger RNA from Tilletiaria anomala UBC 951, 2004 nucleotides. RefSeq lists its product as uncharacterized. Bases 233 to 1684 code for a protein of 483 amino acids. The transcript has 3 exons. The record is from RefSeq and is a predicted model, not a curated record. Lineage: Eukaryota; Fungi; Basidiomycota; Exobasidiomycetes; Georgefischeriales; Tilletiariaceae.